AUGUGCAAAGUUGAAGACAGAGAAUCACAAGUUCCCCCUUCAUCCUUCUACCAUUCUCCUCUUGACCCAUCUCUUGCAAGUACCCAUUUCCUGGUUUCUAAAGAUAGCCUUUUGCCUACUAUUAACAUUACUCCACCUGAAGGUAUAAUUCCAUUUGGUGGAUUAGCAGUUCUUAAUAUCUCCUGCACGCCAACAUCGGCAGAAAAAUUCGACACAAGAGCAAGGGUUACCAUUCAUCAUGCAAAUACUAUAGACCUUAGGAUUGGUGGAUCUAUUCAGAUUGCUGAUAUUGAAAUUGAACCAAAUGAAUUUAAAUUCUGUGGCGCAUAUAUUGGAACCACGCAGAUUAUUCCAUUUGUAAUAAAAAACAUUGGUAUAACACUUGCUAAAGUGGAGUUUAAUCUACAAGAAUUUCAAUGUUUUUCAAUUAUUGCUACGGACAACAUAGAGAAGCCUGGAUUAUACAGAGCCGACAUUCCUAUGUGUUUAAAUGAUUGCUUGUUUUACUAUCGUUUAAUAUGUCUGCAUGGAGAGAUAAAAUCACCUAAGCUAUGUUUUGAACCACCAUUUAUAUUUUUUACUCCUGUUCCAUUGGAUGUACCAAGUGGAAUAGAUAUCAACAUUUUACCUCAAAACUAUUUUAGAAAUUCAACAGUACAUUUCCAGGUUCCUACAGCCAAGCUUCUUGAUGAUGAUGAAAUUCAACCAUUUUCUGUGACAUUUCCAAAAGGCAGUACCAUCACGGGGUCUGAUACUGGAAUUAAUGGGAAAAUACCUUGCCACCUCAGUUUCAAAUCGUCUAAAGCUGUGUCAUUUUUCACUCAUCUUGUAUUUUCUGAUGAGAGAAAUAACUGGUUUUCACUUCCAGUCGCUGCAACAGCUGAAAAUUGCAUUCUAACUAUCUAUCCCUAUCUGGCUGCUCAUAUCGAUAAGCAGCAAGUUAUUUUAAAAGAUGAAAAGGAUGCAAGUCACCAAAGGGCAAGAAGCAGCUUUAUGAUUCCCUACCGAGACUAUAAACUAUACUCUUCGGGUUCAAUAAGGACGUCCAUUGCUCCUAAAUAUAGUGAGGCUGAAAUAACGAGGGGAAAUCUUUUUGUUGGUAUGGAGAUAACACAUGAACAUAUGAGACCGAAUGUAGGUGAUCGAAUGAGGAAAACAUAUGAAAGAUCAGUGGCAGCCGAAGAGAAAAAUGAACAAUUCUUUCUACCUGAGGAAGGAUCAAAGGCGCAUGCAUUUUUCCAGAAGAUUGUGCAUGCAGCCCAAAAUUGGUUCAGUCUCUUCGGCUGGCCAGGAGGACCUCAUUUGAUAAAGAUUCCAGAGACUGUUAGAAGGGAUGUUCAAAAAAUGCGAAGCUAUUCAAUGAAGACCCCUAAGAAAUACAACAAACAGGAUGAUUUCUUUAAAUAUAAUAAGACUGUUUAUGAUAUGAUCUACCACCUGAGUGGAAGAAUGCCACCUGGAAUUAAUAUAAGCCAAUCUUUACCAUCGGAUGAUACUGAAAGAGUGAUUCAGCUUCAUAAGCAACACUCUUCACUCCUGAGCUUCAUAACCAAAAAGUUAGAUGAAAGAUCUUCCCCUGAUUCCAAGGUUCUGCGUUCCUCUACACCCAUGGAGAAAUAUUCUGUAACUAUAGAUAUGAAAAAGUUUGAAGGCUGGAGUAAAUGGGCAUGGACAGAUGUUUUCCUGCAGACAUACAAGGUGCUUGUGCUAUCACGUAUUGAACCUCAUUAUACCAAUUCUGCACCUCACAUACAUAAACAAAACUCACCAAAAAUAAAUCCUUGUUUUGGAUCCAGCAACAUGUAUUCUAAUUCUGAGAGGAUUUUACUCAGUUGGUUGAAUACCAAUUAUGAGAAUGUCCGACAUAUUAUAUGGAAAAAAUCUCAGAAAGGAUUUGUUCCUGGUGAAAGAUGGAUAAUAAAUUUUGAUGUAGACCUUACAGAUGGGCUUGUUUUUGCAACUUUGUUGGGAUCUUAUUGCCCAUUUUUGAUUGAACCUUAUUUUGUACAUAUGUAUACACAACCAGUACGUGCUGAACAUUAUCUACACAAUUGCCUAAUUAUUGUGAACAGUCUUCGGGAAAUUAACUUCGACUUGAACAUACAGGCCACCGAUAUUUGUGAUCCAAAUCCCAUUUUGAUGCUAAUGCUUUGUGUUUACAUGUAUGAAAGGCUCCCUGCAUUUCUCCCCAAGAGGGUGGUACCCUUUCUUUGUACUCUAUAUGACACUGCAGUAGGCCAGGAACUUCAAUGCUGUAAAACUCCCUGUUAUGAAUGGAAAGAGAUCAUCCUGAAUGUGAAAAAUCACUUCCCCAUUGGUGGAGACUUUAGAAUAACUCUGGUAGAAUCCACAACUCUUAUCCAUUUGCCGUCACAAUUAACUGAUCCUGGACGAAUAAUUAAGCAUAGUGGUUGUAUGAGUGGCAAUGCAUAUGAUAUCCAUAGGGGCUAUUCCCAUUCUGGAAAUGGCUUCAAAACCUCUAUUAACUCCACUUAUAUACGAGAAUUCUUCUGCUCAUAUAAUAGCGUACAUUUGGAAGGGAAAGGAUCUUCAACCUUUGAGCUAUACUACGUUCCCUUUAACAUGCACAUACGUUACUGCGCUAUCAUCUUAAGUAAUAAAGAGAUUGGAGAAUUAAUAUACCUUGUAGAAGGAAAAGGUUUGAUCCCCUUGCCAUCCAGUUUUCUUCCAAUGAAACCACCUGGUCCUAUUGAUUACAGUAGUUCUCCAGAUGAAGGUAUAUACACAUAAUAUGCUGAGAGUAAUAUUCUGUAUUUGAAAUGUAAAUCCAAUGAAGUCCUAGAUGUGAACCUUAAAUUACCACUGACAAAUGAAGCUAAGGAAAGGGCUUUGGCUUUUGCAGCAAGACAGCAGAUGUCUACUCUUGAAUACGAACGAAGAGUGAUCACAGGCACGCUACAAAGCAGUAGUGUCCGUGUAGCCAUCGCCCUCUUAGGACUGACCAAAGUUGAGUGUCUUAUGCUCUUCAAUUUGUCAAAGCUGAAGAAGCCUAAGGCUAUUCCGUAUUUAGCACAACUAAGCCUUCCAGAAUAUUUUCAUGUUCCUAGGAUUAUCUUCAUACCACAGAUCCCAGAAAUACAACCUAAAAAGCUUUCCUUUGCUAAGGCAUCAGAUGGAUCUGUUUUAAUACCCCUAAGAUUUGCACCUCUUUCUUUUGGACGCUACCCUUGUAAAAUGUUGUUGACCUCCAAGUACGAUAUACGCCUCUAUAACUUUGAAGGUGUGGUAAAUAAAGAAGAAGCAGAGAAUGAAUUUGUGUUUGAGACACCAGCAUUUCAAGCACUUACUCAAGAUAUUCCAAUACAUAAUACAACAAAUAAUGAAUGGAGAUUUCAAGCUAUGAUAGAGGGCAAAUGGUUUUGUGGACCUGCUAUUUUACAUGUGAACCCAGGUGAAACUGUGCCAUAUCCUCUCACAUUCAAACCUAUUAUGGAAUGUGAUGUGAUGGGUAAACUUACUCUACAAAAUGAAAUUGAUGGUUUGGCAUACACAUUUGAUGUAAAUGGAAUUGGUAGAAGACCCCUGGCCUUAGAACACAUUACUAUUGAAUGCCAAGUAGGGACAAUAACAAGUAGAACCAUACUAGUGCCCAAUUCUACAAGAAGUCUCCUAACAUUUAAGGUAUUUUCAGAUCUGCAAAUGGUGUGUGGAAAAUCACACAUCUCUGUAGAACCUGAUAAUUCAUUUCCAUACCUUUUAAAAGUGAGUCCUCAAAAACGUGGAGAAUUCAAAGGUGCAAUUACGUUUUGUGUUCAGAGCAGAGAUGAAAUUAGUUCUCAGGAUGACACUAGUGAUGAACUAACCCCAUCAGAGGACUCUCACAUUAUUUUUGAAGAAGAAACAGAUGAAAAUUAUACAAACUUUAAAAUCUGGUAUGAUAUUGUGAUCCAUUGCUCUCCUGGACCACCAAGAGAUAUUAUUGAAGUGCAUUGCUCUGCUUUGGAAACAGCUUGUAUUGAAAUACCUCUUUCUAAUUCGACAACCAAGUUUAUUCGACUGAAUGUGCAGUUAACAGAUCCUGCUCUUAAUGGUUACUCAGAAUUUACAAUUAAGCCAUUAGAAUGUAUUAACUAUAUUGUGCGAUAUUCUCCAGCAACCAUAGGUUACAAGGAAGAGAGAUGCAGUAUGUUCAUUGAUUGCAACAUACAAUAUUGUUAA
Messenger RNA from Dipodomys ordii (Ord's kangaroo rat), 4179 nucleotides. RefSeq lists its product as uncharacterized. The transcript is spliced from 33 exons. Gene Ontology annotation, molecular function: protein binding. The record is from RefSeq and is a predicted model, not a curated record. NCBI's taxonomy places the organism in Eukaryota, Metazoa, Chordata, Mammalia, Rodentia, Heteromyidae.